AUGAGUAUAAAAAAUGGGAGUGGACGUUCAAGAUGGUCAACAGCAAUUUAUGGAACUAGACUUAACGAGUUAGAUACAACCAGAAGAAUCUUAAAGUCAAAAGUAACAAGCAGUCUGGUUACAAGAAACAUUAUUGCAAAUACUUAUGGAUCAAAAGCUAGUACAACAGCAGGCACAAGUAAUUUGAACAAAGAAACAAAAACCAUAGAGACAAAUACAAAUAACAUGGAGUUAUUAUCAGUGGAAGAGAAUUUAUUAUUAAACCAAGAUAGUAUAGGUGAAGAAAAUACAGAUAAUAACAUGAAGGCAAUUGAUAAUAUAAAAAAAGAUGAAAAAGGUAAAGGAAAAGAAAUUAUCAUUGAAACAGAAAAAGAAAAUAAUAAAACAAGUGAGCAAAAUAUUACAAACACAGAAACAGAUGAUAAUGAAUCAGUAAACUCAGAAGAUAGUUUUUUAAGUGAACAUGAGGAAUAG
Diversispora eburnea is the source of this 474-nucleotide messenger RNA. NCBI's taxonomy places the organism in Eukaryota, Fungi, Glomeromycota, Glomeromycetes, Diversisporales, Diversisporaceae. The record is from the annotation of a GenBank genome assembly.